Topomyia yanbarensis is the source of this 614-nucleotide messenger RNA. RefSeq names its product CAR1 transcription factor (gene Xport-A). The record is from RefSeq and is a predicted model, not a curated record. Lineage: Eukaryota; Metazoa; Arthropoda; Insecta; Diptera; Culicidae. Bases 201 to 614 code for a protein of 137 amino acids. The transcript has 3 exons.
UCGGUUUGAUAUGACACCUUGUCAGUACAUUUUUCGAACGCUCAUUGGACGGACGUUGUGAAUAGUGAUCUAAAUAGUAGGCCAUUUUUUAGUAGAAUUGAGUGCCCUACACCCACCAGACCGGAAUAGGAUUACAACACUACACAAGCAAACACACAAACACACGAAGCUUAUCAUCCCGACACAUCGAAUGCUCGACUAUGCCUUCCGGUGGCAAUAAAAAGCCACCCCACAAAGGUUCCGGAUCGUCAGGAGGAGCAAGCGGAGGCAAAGGAUCAAAAGCCAAACAUAACAACAACAACAACAACAACAACAACAACAGUUCAUCCGCAUCCAACAGAAACCCCUCAACCAGAGCCAACUUCGAUGGCAGCAAUCGCCGUCAGCAGCCGGUGGUCGAUCCGACCAACGCCGCCGCUGAUGUAGACGAGGAAUACAACUCCGGCUUCGGUCAAUAUUUACGAUCGCCGCAAGCUGUGGACAUGAUGAAACUGUUUGUAAUCGCCAACACCUUGAUGGUGUUUUUUACCGUCGCCUGGCCCCAGAUGCAGCAGUCCUUUGAGGUGAUAAAAUCGUUGAUUUUCGGCGAGGGAGACGAUGAGGAUGAGUUGUAG